CCACAACAAGCCUUUGUCGUCAUAGAUCACGGGUAUAAACACAAGCAGCGUCUGCAUGCAGCGAUAUGUUUGUGUCUUUUGAAUUGAAGAGUUCCUUGGCUUGGGUACGCGGAAUGUGAAUUUUCGUAGUCGUAAUUUAGUAAAAAUUGCCUGGAGAUAUAUAUGGCCUUACUUUAGAGUUGCGCUCGUGAAUUGAGAGAAGAUCAAAAUUUUCCGCCUGGAUUAUGGUUCCACGUCAUUGAAGUGUUCGUUCAGAGUUCAAACAAUCAUUAGCCACUGCAUUGGUGUGUUGUGUUGUGUUCGUCCGCUUAAGGAGUGGGAAGGCAGUCGGUACCUUAUUAAAAACUAAGAUCAGCCUUGCCGCACACCAUGACGGGCAACACUACUGAAGAUGAUGCAACUUCGACCGCGACGGAAAACUUCGAAAUCAUAUCAACCCUAGUCCUGUGUGUCGUUGGAGGUAUUGGUAACAUCUUGGUGGUCCUUGUUGUAUGCCGGCAGAGCAAAAUGAGGACUGUCACGAACUUUUUGAUCGUCAACUUAGCUGCAAGCGAUCUGUUUGUAUUGUUUAUUAACAUACCGUUGGACUUAAUCGUCAAGUUUUCGGACGAUAAAUGGUUGUAUGGGGCAAGCAUGUGCAAGCUUAUACCACCCUUACAGACGAUGUCUACAACCGUGUCUGUUUGGUCGCUUGUUGCGAUCAGCAUUGGACGGUACAUUGCAAUCGUAUACCCGCUUCGACCACAGUUACAAACGAGCCAUGCUAAAUGGAUAAUAUUAGUGGUGUGGACAAUAGGUUUGGUGGUUGUGAUACCAUUCAUGUUGGCAUUAGAGUUAAAAGGCGAUAAAUGUGAAGAAGAUUUUCCGGCCGCUGGUAUGGUAACGUGGGCAUACACCAUUGGUGUUUUUGUUGCGCAAUAUGUCGUGCCUUUAGCCAUCAUCAUGGUCUGUUACAUAAAGGUUGGCGCAGAGCUUUCCUGUAACAACAAUGGCCAUGAAAACAGCACUCUUAUCAAAGAACAACAGAAAGAGACGAAGAAAAUCAUCAAGAUUUUGCGGCUUGUAGUCACAGCGUUUGCAGUCCUCGUUCUGCCAAUACACUUGUUGUAUAUUUGGAUCGACUUCUUUGAUGGCGGUCAGUCGCCCAAAUUUCCAAUUCUUCGCGACAUAUCUGUGGUUAUGUUGUACGGCAACAGUGCAAGUAAUCCGAUCUUAUACAACAUUUGCAACGAUCAAUUCCGUGAGGGUUUUAAACAGCACUUUAGGACAGUGUCGAGAACAUUCUGCGCGGGAAAGGACGAAGAAUAUUCAAAUGAGACUAAGGAAUCUGAGUGCAUAUCACUCGUGUACAGUCCUAAGGGAAGACUAUCGACGGCUAGUCAUGUUAGUGUUGGGGGAAGUUCGAUAACACCGGACAGCAAAUGCAUGCCUGACUCGCUUAACAGCGAGGAGAAGAAGAAACAAAAGGACUCAUGCAGUUCAUUCGUGACCCACACUUAUAGAUGCAUAUGCAUCGAGUUCAUUUUGAUGCCAGUCUUUCGAAUGGUCAAGCAAUGGUCGUUCAUUCUGCAUUAUGAUUCAUUUUCGCAGUGAAAAGAACAACAUCAACACCCACGGGCAACGCUUACGUAUUCUGAAUUCUAGAAUAUAACUGGAACGAUAACUUGUGAUGAACAUGUCCAUACUUGCCUGAAGCUUUUUGUGUAAUAGCUCCAGUUUUAUAUACAGCGCACGUUCAGUGUUUAGUGUAUUGCUGCAUGCUUCAAACUCAGAUAACGUAAAAGGCUUCAACCCCGUGAGUUAUCACACCAGUUAUAUUAGAGUCCAGCGCUGAGAAUUUAGUCUCAUACUUCAUAUUGAAAUGAAAAGUAGAAACCUGCUGUUGAUCAUAAUGUGAUCUAAUCUUGGAUACUACAAUGAUUUCAUCUAAGAAUUCUCAACAUAACAAUGAUAACGCCUACUUUUAAAAGCCACUUUCUAAAUACUAAAGACUGUUUUUCCAGUUACAUAAAUAUUUUUUAGAUAAAAAUAACGUUUCCGCAUCCCCCGAUUAUGAAUACGUUGACAUCCGACGAUUGCAUUAAAGGUGGGAGGCGAACAACUCGUUAAAAAUAUCACAUUACAACCCCCUUAAAUCAUCUUUCAUGAUUAGAUUAGCUUCUUAAAAGAUGUUUACUGUUCGUGAAAAUAUGUUUAAAAUGUCGUUAAAACAAAGAACACACAUUGGAGAGAGCUAUUAGGCCAACUGUGACUGUAAAAAGUUCACGUGCUGAACAGGAAAGACAAUCGUGCACUAAGUCAGGUAUAAUAGAGAGGAAAUCUUAUGUAUUUUGUAUUCAAUAGGGGCUAUUGGCGAGGUAACGCUGUAUGAUGCCUUGUUGGCUGGGUCACAAGACCGUGUAUAAUACAGAGGUUCAUUCUCUUAAUUGAGAUCGAAUUCUAAACAACAACUGUUAUUUUUCACCUCAAAUCUAUAGUUGACGUCAUAUAUGAUCUUCAAUAACAUUCGGCAUUUCUUGCGAUCACAAACUAACAAAAACAACGAAGAGGUGUGUGUUAUGUGUGCGAAAGAACGCCCCCUUUGUGUAAAAAUUGAUGAAUGUUGUACGAUUCAUGUAUAUAUAUAGUUUGUACAAGAAUAUUAAUAAUCUCCGAGGAAAUAAUAAAGUCAGAUCGAUGGAGGUUUUGAAAAACAGCUCAUUAGUUGCAAUUAAUCACAAAAUGGAGUAUAUUACCUCGCGACAAUUAUGCUUUCAAGAACUUAAUGCAUGUCACUUCUUCUAAAACAUCUGGGUCACGUUCAAGCUGUCUUGGAAUAUAUUACAGCAACUAAUAUUAUAAUAAAUGAUUGUAAUUACACUU
Dendronephthya gigantea is the source of this 2862-nucleotide messenger RNA. RefSeq names its product neuropeptide SIFamide receptor-like. The record is from RefSeq and is a predicted model, not a curated record. Gene Ontology annotation, biological process: G protein-coupled receptor signaling pathway. Lineage: Eukaryota; Metazoa; Cnidaria; Anthozoa; Malacalcyonacea; Nephtheidae. Gene Ontology annotation, molecular function: neuropeptide Y receptor activity. Bases 370 to 1593 code for a protein of 407 amino acids. Gene Ontology annotation, cellular component: membrane. The transcript has 7 exons.